AUGGCCCACUGGAGGGGAGAGUACGCUGCCGCUUUGGCAGCUCGAGAUCGCCAUGAGAAGGCCAACGUCACAAUAUACAAUGCUUAUACCAAACUUGCCGAUCGAACAGCCUCGACGGCGGUAGAAACACCGGAUACUCCAGCCACCGCUUCCCAGCAAUCUAUAGCCCCGGCUCCAGUCGCCGAUCCCAGACAACAGGCACCUCUAGUACAAGGGCCUUCCCCACAGAAUAUUCUAUCCACGACGAGGGCAGAUCUAGCGGAAGCACAACGAUCCCGUACCGAGCUUCAAGAACGACUUGCUCGUGCAACCACAGAGCUGGAGAGGCUGCGGAAAAGAAACAGCCAUGACGCCAAACGAAUUAACUCGAUGGAGGGUGAAAUCGCCAACCUGCAACUUCGAUUAAGGGAUAGAGAUGAGGAAUUAAAGGGGAAAGCAAAGCUGUUAGAAGAAUUUCAAGACGAGCUAGCUGCGUUGAAUCUUCAAAUUAACAUGUCCGAACAGCGGGCAGAGCGUUUGCAAAACGAAAACCAUGAUCUGGUUGAUCGAUGGAUGGCCAGGAUGGGGAUAGAGGCAGAUGCCAUGAAUGAUGCUUCCAGGUUCUCGUGA
Messenger RNA from Aspergillus puulaauensis, 609 nucleotides. It is a transcript of the gene ATG16, whose product is annotated as ATG16 family protein. The transcript has 3 exons. The coding region runs from base 1 to 609 and encodes 202 amino acids. NCBI's taxonomy places the organism in Eukaryota, Fungi, Ascomycota, Eurotiomycetes, Eurotiales, Aspergillaceae. The record is from RefSeq and is a predicted model, not a curated record.